Macadamia integrifolia is the source of this 731-nucleotide messenger RNA. RefSeq names its product auxin-responsive protein SAUR21-like. Gene Ontology annotation, biological process: response to auxin. The record is from RefSeq and is a predicted model, not a curated record. The transcript has a single exon. Bases 199 to 513 code for a protein of 104 amino acids. NCBI's taxonomy places the organism in Eukaryota, Viridiplantae, Streptophyta, Magnoliopsida, Proteales, Proteaceae.
UAGGCAAAAUGUUUCUUCACCAUUCACUAAACAAUUGAGAUGAUUGGGAAGUCUAUCGCUUCCUCUAUAUAUACAGAACAACAUAUACCAAUGGUAACAGAAAAUACUUGGUCUAGCUUUCCCUAGCUCUUUGGAUUCUUUGAGAUCUUUAAUUUCUCUUGUUCUUGUUUUUCUAAAGAUCCUCAUCCAUACAAAGCCAUGGGUAUCCGUUUGCCUGGGAUGAUUCAUGCUAAGCAAAUCCUCCGACGAUCUCUUUCGGUUGCAAACCAGUUGGCUACCACAGCUACUGAUGUUCCUAAAGGUCACUUAGCAGUCUAUGUGGGGGAGACACAGAAGAAGCGAUUUGUGGUUCCAGUCUCCUACUUGAACCAGCCGUUAUUUCAAGACUUACUAAGUCAGGCUGAAGAAGAGUUCGGUUUUGAUCAUCCCAUGGGUGGUCUUACAAUUCCAUGCAAAGAAGACACCUUUGUCGAUCUCACUUCUCGUUUGAAUGGUCUGUGCAUGAGAAAAUAGGAAACCAGGAUGUUAGUAAAUGAGGGAGAGGCCCAUUUCAUGUAUAUAUCUAUACUUCUUUUUGAGAGGGUGAGGAAUGCAGCCUUGAAAGUAAGAGAGAAAUAUUUGUAAUUAAACUAAUUGAGUGAAAGAGGAAAUUCUUUGUAAACAGAAAGGAGUAAAGAAGAGAGCUUGUAAUCCUAUUCUCAAUUUCUAAUGAAGUCACUCUCAUUUCUCCA